Molecule: messenger RNA, 255 nt
Organism: Gilbertella persicaria
Lineage: Eukaryota; Fungi; Mucoromycota; Mucoromycetes; Mucorales; Choanephoraceae
Exons: 1
Biological process (GO): protein phosphorylation
Molecular function (GO): ATP binding; protein kinase activity
Source: RefSeq, a predicted model, not a curated record
AUGGUGCUGGCAGCCAACAAAUUCCAAACAGGACAAUCGGAUAAACCUACAGAGAUGACACUAUUAUUUGAUGUCCAUGGCAACAUUGAUAUGAUGCGUAUGGUUCGCCAUAGCAAAACUGAAUUACACAAGUUUGUGGGUAAUUCACAAUACGUUCCACCCGAAUUAUUCAAUAGUACAAAAUACUCGAGUGAAUUGGGUGAUAUCUGGGUGCUUGGUGUAUUUUUGUAUCGAAUGUUGGUUGGGAAAUAUCCA